AUGGGUUCACCACUAUCCCCUACUAUAGCGAAUCUAGUACUACAGGAUUUGGAGAAUAAAUGCUUAAAUAAUUUAAGGACAAAACCCAGUCUCUAUAUGCGAUAUAUGGAUGAUAUAGCAUUAGCUACGAAUGAAGAGAAUAUGAUGGAAAUAAUGGAAGAAUUUAAUAAAUAUCAUGAACGACUCCAGUUUACAUUAGAAGUAGGUAAAGAGAAAUUGAACUUUUUGGAUGUUUCAUUAAUAAAAAACAAAAAUGAGAUCAUACAUGAUUGGUACCAAAAGCCCACAUCAUCGGGACAGACGAGUAGAACCUUAAAAACUAGAAUAGCAGAACAUAGAAAUCACAUUAAUUGGAAUUCAACACAAAGGUCGGUAAUUACAGAACAUAGAUUGGAAUUUUCACAUGAAUUUGACUGGAAUGGAAUAGAGAUAUUGGAUGAAGAAAGAAUUUUAAACAAGAGACUUACAUCGGAGAUGAUUCAUAUUAAAAGACAAAAGAACAGUUUGAAUCUACAAACGGACACGGAAAGACUGAAUUCGGCGUAUGAAUGUUUGUUAAAAUAA
Molecule: messenger RNA, 564 nt
Organism: Trachymyrmex cornetzi
Lineage: Eukaryota; Metazoa; Arthropoda; Insecta; Hymenoptera; Formicidae
Exons: 2
Coding region: 1-564 (187 amino acids)
Source: RefSeq, a predicted model, not a curated record